Ilex paraguariensis (yerba mate) is the source of this 250-nucleotide messenger RNA. The record is from the annotation of a GenBank genome assembly. NCBI's taxonomy places the organism in Eukaryota, Viridiplantae, Streptophyta, Magnoliopsida, Aquifoliales, Aquifoliaceae.
CUUGACCGAUUGCACUUGGGUAUACACAUUUCGGAUCAAGCUAGUCCUCCCUAGAAUGGUGUGCAAAAAUAGCUCCUUCAUCAUCACUGCCAUGCUUUGCACAGAUACCUCAAUCCCAUGGAUCGUAGCCUCCAAUGCAUCAAGGCAUCAAGGGAUAGAGCGUUCUGGUGCAGUUGUGAAUGGGCCAGCGGAUGAAGCUAGGCCGGGGACCCCAGAAUCAGAACCCAUCAUCUUAGCUCGUUUCCCCUAA